Messenger RNA from Fusarium mangiferae, 534 nucleotides. RefSeq lists its product as uncharacterized. NCBI's taxonomy places the organism in Eukaryota, Fungi, Ascomycota, Sordariomycetes, Hypocreales, Nectriaceae. The coding region runs from base 1 to 534 and encodes 177 amino acids. The record is from RefSeq and is a predicted model, not a curated record. The transcript has 2 exons.
AUGGCAGCCUCAGCCCCCGCUCUUCCGGCUCCUAAGGGUUGGCCACAAGGACAGCCAUAUAGUGUGGUCACCAAUAAUGUCUUCCAAGAGUUAGAAAGACAGGGGGUUAUCCUAAAAGAGACCUGCUACUGGGCGCCCAUAGAGGCAUACCACGACAAGGGCGAGUACUUGUGGAUUCCGCAAAAUGAAAUAAUCUGGUGUAUCCCGGGAAGCGAGGGAGAUAUACAGCUGGUGACUGGUUGUACCUUAGCUUUUGCGGGUAUGUUUCAAUCACUUCAGCCUCUGCUGUUCGUGUACCAAAGCCCGACUGGCUGCACAAACGAAGCUAGAUGCGUUACAGCUCUGAUUAAUCACAAUGGUGAUAAGAGCACUCCUAAAAUCUUGGGGUAUGAUAAGGGGAAAGAUUAUGAUAUGUGGAUAGACCUUGACUCGAAUGAUUAUGAUGGACAGGCAGACUUAGGAGGUUUUCCAACUAGGAUCGUCGACCAAUAUGGGUAUAUUACCAGGACUCUUUCAGCCCCUACCAGGAUUUAG